AUGAUCUUCUUUUUGCGUCGUUGGAAGUUCGUUCUCUUAUUCUGGUAUACGCAUCCAAUUUUCUAUAUCACAACUACAUAUCUGGUAUUAAGAUCGACAUGUUGCGAGGCCCGUAUUGUUGCCUUCACUUAUACGUUUAUGCUGAAUACUCUCUUCUAUUUAGAUAAGCAAUCAUUGCAUCAAGUGGGCCAUCCAUCGUAUUAUUUGGAAAGCAAGGGUACUGUUUCUGUGAAAAGUCUGAGGAAAUAUUCGCGCAAAUUUACAAAAUCGCUAGUCUUUUUCUUAUCUUUGGUCUUCAGUGUAAAGUAUAGAGUCUUUUUUGUUGGCAGGGAAGGCGCAUGUGGCGCGGUACUCGAUGGCAAGUCCUGCAUCACCGCGUGCGUGAACGCAUUCGUAAUUGGUUUUUCAGAGUGAGACUCAAGUAAAUCUCAAGUUCUACUGUAGUCCGUCCCAAGUUAAAGGCGAGAGCGACACUUUCUUUAUGUGUUGGCUCCAGAUCUAAACGGGGACCACAAUAAUUCGACAUGUCUCUCUUGAUUCCUGCUCCGCGGGAGACAACGCGGUUCUUGCAGGCUAGCCAUGAGACAUACAAAGAAAUGCUGUAAAGAUGAACUUGGACUAUGUUGUUGACACUCGUCUGUCGAAGCAAUUCCUCGUUCUGUGCAAAUGUUAUAUGUUAUAUGUUUUAGGGCUGGACGGUACCGCCCUCCCCUGUGGUCUGAUCUGUGGUGGCGCGCGCGCGCAUUUCCGCGGAUUCUAGUGGUGGAAGGCGUCCAAACUUGGCGCGGGCCUCCCCUUGGGCCUCUCAGCGGGUUCCGCAGGGGCCUCCUGGCCUCUGCUGACCCUCGCAGGCGGGAGGUCUCCGGGGUAUAAGGCCGCCGAGGGCGGCCACGGUCGCAAGAGCAAGCAAGCCAAUGACCAAGGGCCUGGAGGGAACAGGCUGCGCGGCUCAGGGGGUCCAGCCUCUCGCCUUUUGCCGCGUUCGGAGGCGUUCCAUAGCCGCCGCACUGCUGCGGCGGCGAAGCAUAUCGGAGGCACUUAGUGCGCAGGCAGGCACCUGGAAGGGGGCGCAGGCGGUCCCUUGGGCCCCUUUUGAAGUCUCCCACCUACAUCGGAGGCCUGUAGGCAGCAGCCAGGCAGCGGGAAGGGAGCGGAGGAGGUCGCCUGGCCUCCUCUUGCGGCCUUCCUCCUACGUCGGAGGCCUCUAGGGGAGAACCAAGCACCUGGAAGGGAGCAAAGGAGGCCACUUGGCCCCCUUUUGAGGCCUUCCACCCCCCGGCAGACGCCUCCAAAAGGGCUCCGGGGCUGCCGGUGCCCCCCCUAGCGUAGGGGGGGGUACCGGCAGCCCCAAGCCUUGGAUUACAUAUUUAUAAUUAUUUUCUUUACCUACAUCCUUCGGCAAAUGAAGUGGUGCUGUGCCAGAUGUUGAAUGGCGUCCCUAGUUGCCUCGAUUCAUUCUGGUGUUUGUUGAAAAAGAUGCUCGUCUUGAAGUGAUCGCACGAGAUGUUUGUCUGCUGGAAAGAGCCACGCAUCAAGUAUCCAUUCUGCAUUUGCAAAACAUCUGUCGAGAUGCGAGAUCUUUUCCUUUGAGGAUAUAACAACGAGUGAAUGAUAAUAGAUAUUGAUUUUUAAACGAUUCAGCUACAGUGUCUGACUGACUUCAACUUCUGACACUUCUCUGUGUGAAGUGGAAAAGGAGAUGAUUUCGUCUGUGCAGCGAGAAAAUAAC
This is a messenger RNA of Amoebophrya sp. A25, 1729 nucleotides long. The record is from the annotation of a GenBank genome assembly. Lineage: Eukaryota; Dinophyceae; Syndiniales; Amoebophryaceae.